Molecule: messenger RNA, 1467 nt
Organism: Pleurotus ostreatus (oyster mushroom)
Lineage: Eukaryota; Fungi; Basidiomycota; Agaricomycetes; Agaricales; Pleurotaceae
Exons: 4
Coding region: 1-1467 (488 amino acids)
Source: RefSeq, a predicted model, not a curated record
AUGGGCGUAACCUCGAUUAUUCAAAUUGCAGCGGCAGCACCGUACGCAUGGAAGAAAUGGAGGGGCUCAAAGAAGGAGGACGGCGAGAAUGUGCACUACGAAGGGAUACCGUACGAUCCUGACUGGAAUGGACCAAGAAGACCUUUAUUGCUCAACCCCACCAGCACUAGCCCAACUACGAGUCACCACAAUAGCUAUUACGGCGCAACGAGCGACGCCGGGAGACCGGUGUACAGCAGCCCCGAACGUAUACGAGGAGAGAGCGCUGCCCGGUAUCUGCAGCAGGUGCCGGAAGGGGAAGAGGACGACGAGGAUAACUCCAGCGAGCAAAAUGCUGAAAUUGAGGAGGAACUGGAGGAACAAGGGUUCUACAGAGGCUCCUACUCGCGGCUUCUGCUGAUCUACACUCUGGUUCCUUUGACUACUCUCCUGGUGUGGAUAUCAUUCGCUAUUCUCCCCUCGGUCGCAUACUCGACAAGACAUCCCUCAACCAUCUACCCAUACCUCCCCUAUUUCCCCUUCCCGCUCCCAGAACUCCUUACCGCCUUCGCUUUCUGGUGUCUGGCGUACCUCUCUCGUCCGCCCAUAUUCACUAUCGUAUCUUUUGCCUCCACAUUUACAACUCCAGCCUCGUCUUCAAGCCUGCUACCAACAGCGCUCUCCACAUUCCUACACACCGUGGUCAGUCUGAUUCUAUGCAUAGCAUCGCUCGCCAUUCUGCAGAUUCCCCUGCACCAUGCGCACGGGCACCCCACUUAUUGCGAUCCCGCGUUUGUACGAGUGUGGUUCUUGGCACUGGGCUGGGCUCUCGCGGAAGGUUUGACGGCGGUAUGGCAAGGAUAUGGUGCCUUGGCUGCCUACAAGGACGUUAUGGUGGCGGUGAACGCCGAGGAUGAUAGGGAGGCCAGCCCCAUUCGUACACCCAGCAGUGGGAAUGGGAAGGCACCACUGCGACAAAGUCCAGAGCCACCCCGCUCGGUACCACCAGACCAGGGGAUCUCAAGCACAAAAACUGAAGAAGAUGCGAUUCAACUCGAGCUCGAGCGUGACUUUGAGGAAUUAAUGGCGGUCAAGCUUCGAGACGAGUUGGAAGAGUUGUAUGGGAUCCCAUACAUCAAAAUACCGGUGUUCCUUUCCUGCAUGCAACGGCUGAACAGUGUCCUCUUUUCAUUGGGCAUAUUCCUCCUCGCAGCCUCUGCAUACCUCCGUUCGCCUUUUUCCACAUCUACCCUCUUACCUUCUCCCGACAUAAUGCCUACUCUAAACGGGGAAUCAGAACAAAAUCAAACGAACAAAAGCCUCUUCAUCACCCUCCCCCUCUUGAUACUCAUCCACUUCGCCCUCUCCUCCCUCCACACACCGCUAGUCCUCCCGCAUCUCGGCGUACAUACAGUCGUCUACGCAGGGCUCCUCGUCUCUCUAGGGACAUUCUUUGCUGGGCUUGGUGUAUGGGAAGCCCUCUCAUAG